GCAGCUCUGGUCUCAUCUGCUCCGUGUAUGCAGGACUCUGCUGUCACAUGACCAUUAUCACAGGUCCUUCACUCACAAUCUCUUCUAUCCUGCACUGCUAAGCUCCGCCCACUCCUGUCACAUGAUCCUCCCCACAGGUCCUUUAACCGCAGUCACAUCUAUACUGCUAAACUUUGCCCCCAAAUGUACUGGUCACAUGAUUGUGACAUCAUCACAGGUCCUACACCUCCAGCAUGUAGCAGAUACAGAGCAGGUCCUGGUGGGGCAGUCACUGCUGUUGUGUGUGGAGAUCUCUCAGAGCAGCAGCCCCCGAUCAUGUGACUCCUCCUCCUCCAUGUGACUGAUCACAUGACGGUGACAUCAUCGCAGGUCCUGUAAGCACACGGCUCCUCUACAGAUACAGGUUUCUCCAAUCCAGGAUCCUCUGCUGAUAUCUUCUAUAUAAGAGAAUUCUCCUGGAUGACCCAUCAACCAUGGAGAGAGACAGGAACAAGAUGGCCGACAGGAUCAUAAACCUCACCCUACAGAUACUCUUUCGGCUUACUGGAGAGGAUUACACAGUAGUGAAGAAGUCCUCUAGUGGGUGCUGUCGGGCCCCUGUGUGUGAAGGAUGGGUGAGAACCCUGAGCCCAAUCCCGGGGCCCCCACCUCACUCCCUGAUACAUGAGGAAAUGGAUGAACAGAAGAUCCGAGAACUCAUCAACAAGAUGAUGGAGCUGCUGACUGGAGAGGUUCCUAUAAGGUGUCAGGACGUGGCGGUCUAUUUCUCCAUGGAGGAGUGGGAGUAUGUAGAAGGACACAAGGAUCAGUACAAGGAUCAGGUCAUGAUGGAGGAUCAGCAGCCCCUCACAUCACCAGUCAGAUCCAGUAAGAGAACAGCACCAGAGAGGUGUCCCCGUCCUCUUCUUCCACAGGAUGAUCAGGGUGAAGAUCCGAACAAUAUUAAUGCUCCAGAGACAGAUGUGAGCAGUGAUGAGCAGUAUAAGGAGGACAUUACUACAGGGAAAGAUCUGAUCUAUAUUAAUGCUACAGACAUAAGGGAAGAAGAAGAAGAGACAGAUGUGAGCGGUGUUGAGCAGUAUAAGGAGGACAUUCCUACAGGAAAAGAUCUGAACAAUAUUAAAGCUACAGACAUAAGGGAAGAAGAAGAGACAGAUGUGAGCAGUGAUGAGCAGUAUAAGGAGGACAUUACUACAGGGAAAGAUCUGAUCUAUAUUAAUGCUACAGACAUAAGGGAGGAAGAAGAAGAGACAGAUGUGAGCGGUGUUGAGCAGUAUAAGGAGGACAUUCCUACAGGAAAAGAUCUGAACAAUAUUAAAGCUACAGACAUAAGGGAAGAAGAAGAGACAGAUGUGAGCAGUGAUGAGCAGUAUAAGGAGGACAUUACUACAGGGAAAGAUCUGAACAAUAUUAAAGCUACAGUCAUAAGGGAAGAAGAAGAGACAGAUGUGAGCGGUGAUGAGCAGUAUAAGGAGGACAUUCCUACAGGUAACCACCCAGAUUCUUGUAGCAGGAGAUCAGAGGAGAAUCUUAUAUCUUCAGAUUAUAAAGCAGAUGAUGAUAUCACACAAGAUACAUAUGAAGAACAUUCCAUUAUCCCAGAUACACCCUCAGCCCUUCACAGCCAAGAUCUGUCAUCUCAUCCUUAUAUACAGGUCCUGUCUUCUCACUCAUCACAGGAUGUUCAGCAAAAUAAAGGUCAUAGAAGGGGUGUUGGACAUCAACAAGCUCAUACAGGAAAGAAACCAUAUUCAUGCUCAGAAUGUGGGAAAUGUUUAAUUAAGAAGUCAAGUCUUGUUGAACAUCAGAAAAUUCACACAGGAGAGAAACCAUUUUUAUGUCCAAAAUGUGGUAAAUGUUUUAUUCAGAAAUCAGCUCUUGUUCAACAUCAAAGAACUCACACAGGGGAGAAGCCAUUUUCAUGUUCAGAAUGUGGGAAAUGUUUUACUGUCAAAUCAAAUCUUCUUAAACAUCAGAGAAUUCACACAGGAGAGAAGCUAUUUUCAUGUUCAGAAUGUGGAAAAUGUUUUACUGAAAAAUCAUGUCUUGUUCAACAUCAAAGAACUCACACAGGGGAGAAGCCAUUUUCAUGCUUAGAAUGUGGGAAAUGUUUUACUUUUAAAUCAGGUCUUCUUGUACAUCAAAGAAAUCACACAGGAGAGAAGCCAUUUUCAUGUUCAGAAUGUGGUAAAUAUUUUACUGAAAAAUCUAAUCUUGUUAAACAUCAAAGAACACACACAGGGGAGAAGCCAUUUUCAUGUUCAGAAUGUGGGAAAUGUUUUACUGAAAAAUCAUUUCUUGUUCAACAUCAAAGAACACACACAGGGGAGAAGCCAUUUUCAUGUUCAGAAUGUGGGAAAUGUUUUACUGAAAAAUCAUGUCUUGUUCAACAUCAAAGAACUCGCACAGGGGAGAAGCCAUUUUCAUGCUCAGAAUGUGGGAAAUGUUUUACUUUCAAAGGAGAUGUUACUCGACAUAAAAAAACUCACACAGGAGAGAAGCCAUUUUCAUGUUCAGAAUGUGGGAAAUGUUUUACUGGCAAAUCAAAUCUUAAACAUCAAAGAACUCACACAGGGGAGAAGCUAUUUUCAUGCUCAGAAUGUGGGAAAUGUUUUACUCAGAAAUCAAAUCUUGUUAGACAUCAAAGAACUCACACAGGGGAGAAGCCAUUUUCAUGUGCAGAAUGUGGGAAAUGUUUUACUCAGCAAUCAAAUCUUGUUAAACAUCAAAGAACUCACACAGGGGAGAAGCCAACUCAGAGCAAUAAAUGAUGCAGAUAAGACAUCUAUAUAUUGUCCAUGUACAUAGGAUAUCUGACAUUUAUACAUAUAUCAUAUACUGCAUCUCCAAACUUGUUCCCAAUUGAUAAUAAAAGUUUUCUUUUAGAACGUAGUCACCGAUCCAGCGAUGUCAUCACUAUAGUUUACAUGGUAGGAGAAGAGUGUGGUAUAUGGUUGUGAUAUUCACUGCUCCUCAUGGAGAAGACCCAACAGGCAUAAUCCAUGGGGAGCUGCUACUGGAGACCCAAACACCUCACAGAGAAGGGACUUACCUGCUGAGACCCUUUUAGAAAGGUUGUGUUAUCCCGAUCCUAGCUGAUCAUGUGGCGUCCGAUCACUGGACACCUCACUCUGUGCUCGGCUGUUUCUGCAGCUCCCAUAGUGAAUGUACCUCCUCCCUACCUGGGGACACUGGGGUCCCUGUUAUUGAGAUACAGGGGAUAGAUGACACAACCCCCUCACCACCCCGUGAUGUACUUUUAUGUCAUGGGCGGGAUUACUUUCCCACCUGUCUUGGCAGUGUAACCCUAUGUAUGCCGCAGUCAGUACUGAUUGUGGCAUCUAUAGGGUUAAACUGUCUUGCUCCCCCAGUCAUGGCCUCCAGGUCUACCAGGCGCUGUUGCCUAUGAGGCCUGACCUCGGUAACACUGACAGUUAUACUGCGCUGUAGUACAGAUGUAUGGUGGUGUAGUAUAACAGAGAUUAGACGAAAGAGAUCAUUGUGUGCAGUGUUAUAGUCUCCUAUGGGAUAAUAAUGAUCAGUAUAAGAGAUCAGUGUGUGCAGUGCUAUAGUCUCCUAUGGGAUAACAAUGAUCAGUAUAAGAGAUCAGUGUGUGCAGUGUUAUAGUCCCCUAUGGGAUAAUAAUGAUCAGUAUAAGAGAUCAGUGUGUGCAGUGUUAUACUCUCCUAUGGGAUAACAAUGAUCAGUAUAAGAGAUCAGUGUGUGCAGUG
Molecule: messenger RNA, 3731 nt
Organism: Hyla sarda
Lineage: Eukaryota; Metazoa; Chordata; Amphibia; Anura; Hylidae
Product: zinc finger protein 436-like
Exons: 7
Coding region: 474-2771 (765 amino acids)
Biological process (GO): negative regulation of transcription by RNA polymerase II
Molecular function (GO): DNA-binding transcription repressor activity, RNA polymerase II-specific
Source: RefSeq, a predicted model, not a curated record